Messenger RNA from Stylonychia lemnae, 1884 nucleotides. NCBI's taxonomy places the organism in Eukaryota, Ciliophora, Spirotrichea, Sporadotrichida, Oxytrichidae. The record is from the annotation of a GenBank genome assembly.
AUGUUUAGUUUUGAUCUCUUUGGAAGAGCCCCAGUACUAACUCUGAAGGGAGAUGAAUAGUCUAAGUCAAUAGUAGGAUCAAUCGUUAGUCUUGCUGUCUAUGUCAUUUUCUUUCUUUACACUUACUAGAAAUCAGUCAUUCUUAUUAAAAACCUUGAACCAAAUAUUCAAAUAUCAGAAACACUUAGAGACAUGGAUGAUUUGACUACCUUUGAGCCUAAAUCAGCUGGAUUCGACUUUGCAUUUUCUCUCAAGAGAGAGCUUGAUCCUGCAAUAGCAUACUUUGAUGUCAAGUUGAUUCGCGAAUUUUAUCUGAGUAACGGGACUAAAUUAAAUGAAACAAAAAACCUUGAGAUAUAAAGAUGCACAAACGGAUAGUUCUAAUUUGAUAAUAAGACUUAGCUGACUGCAAUCCAGCUUGAGAAAUAUUACUAUUGUUUGAACAAUUCUCUAAACUAUUAAUCGGUGAGCUUGCCAAUUUUACCUUAAAAACCAGAUCUAAGUAGUCUAAAAUGUGGACUAUCCUCUGUUUUGGAUUCAGUUAUUAACAAUCAGAAAUUCUACUUUGUAUUUGCCAAUAGUAAUUUUGCACCAUAGAAUUUGAAAGAGCCUAUUAAUAAAUUCUUGGAUGAUUCAGUUUUCUUCGAGAUGGAACCUGGAAAGAACAAGAAAGCUGAUAUACUAGUAAAAUAGUAAACAGUUGAGCUACUCGACGAUAUUUGGUAGAUUGAUAACCCAAUUGAGAAAGAAUUUGCACAAGUAGACAACAUUAGAUUUUAUGAAAGUUCUACAUCAUCAGGAGACAAUAGUUUGAUAACUGUCAAUAUUAAACUGGACAAAGCUUAAGCAACAAUGAGUAGAACUGCCUACUCAAUAUUGAAUUUCCUAGGAGAUAUUGGGGGUCUUCAAGGAAUUCUUUACCUCAUUGGAUUUUACUUAUGUAGCUCGAUAUCUGAGUUCAGAAGUGUAUUUAAGCGACCUAAAAUUAGUAAUGAUGCAGAUGCUGUUUAAAAUUUAGACAAUAAAAAAACAAUGAAGCCUAUAAAUUUACCUAGAGAUACUGAAAAGUAAACUCUUAAGAUACCAAAACCAACUAUUUCUUUACAGAGUUCAAGAAAAAAUUAUUAAACUGAAAAUCUUGAUUAAUACAAUUCAAAUCUUUCAAUUGGGGGUGGAGAAUUAAAUAACUAGCACGAAUAGGACUAUGAUCCUUAUUCUGAGGAUCCUUAUAAACAAUAAAAUCAAAGAAAUAUGUUCAAAAAGCUUAGAAUGAAUCUGAAUGUUUUUAACUAUUAUUCAGAUGUAAUUGUUAAAGCUGUACUCAAAAGAUAUAGAUUCACAUAUGGAGUAGAUGCUAUUUUUGGUAUUGUCAAAAUUAUGGAAAAGCUGUUGUUUAAUAAGUAUCAAAGAAACUUGAUUAAGUAUUAAUAAGAAUGGCUUGUUUCAAGUGCUUCAGAAAAGGAGCAAGAUCAUCAGGAUGAUCUUUUGUUUUUAAAAGAGAGAAGUAAUAAGAAAAAAUUGGCAUUCAGAAGGUAAAUCAUAAAUGAUAAUUUGAAUGGUUACUAAAGCAAGGGCAAUCUAUCUGUUAUUGAUAAAAAACUAGUCUAUGGAUUAUUUAAAAAUGAUAUGAGGGAUUUUGAUGGUAGUAAUUCCUCUAAUGAUGAGGACUUAAAGAGCUAAAGAAGCUAACGUACAUCUAGAGAAUAGCCAUAAGCCCAAUCAACUCAUCAAGCACAUCAUGUGAGAUAGAAAAUAAGUUCUAUUGAUACAGUUAUAGUCCAUGAUUCAAUUCAUCCUUUAGAGAGAUUUGAUUUAAGCGAGCAUGACCACAUCUAGAAUUCAAAGAGAUCUUCUGCUUUUGGACAGUAGAUUAUUUACUCUUGA